Cucurbitaria berberidis CBS 394.84 is the source of this 3738-nucleotide messenger RNA. RefSeq lists its product as uncharacterized. Lineage: Eukaryota; Fungi; Ascomycota; Dothideomycetes; Pleosporales; Cucurbitariaceae. Gene Ontology annotation, molecular function: calcium ion binding. Gene Ontology annotation, cellular component: membrane. The coding region runs from base 1 to 3738 and encodes 1245 amino acids. The record is from RefSeq and is a predicted model, not a curated record. The transcript is spliced from 2 exons.
AUGGCAAGGCUAUUCAUAUGCAUCGCCUUUCUGGUCGUACUGACCGGGGCGACUCCGCAGGUGAAUUAUCCACUGAACCUACAAUUUCCACCCGUUGCGCGUGUUGGAGAACAAUUCAACUUUCAAUUCGCAUACACGACAUUCUCAUCGGACUCCGGCAAUUUGCAGUACUCAUUGAUUGGGAAUCCCUCUUGGUUGUCGCUGGAUUCCCCGAGCCGAACACUUUCUGGAACACCACACGCCAGCGAUGUUGGAAUUAUCAAGUUUACAAUCACCGCAGCUGGACAGGCAGGGACUGUUGCGAAUAUGGAAUCGAAAUUGCUCGUUUCAGCAGACGAUGCUCCAAGAACAAAAGGGAACAUCUCAGCGGAGCUAUCUACGGCCGGCAAACUGUCAGGGCCCCAAACUGUCACCCUCAACCCUUCGAGCUCGUUCAACAUCUCGUUUUCGUCAGAUACUUUUGGUUCGCCGAAAAAGAAGCUGUCUUACUUUGCGACUCUUGCGGACCGUACGCCACUACCCGCAUGGAUAAGUUUCGAUGCCUCCUCAAUACACUUUGCCGGCAGUACGCCCCCAUCACAGUCCCCACAAUCUUUUGAAAUACUGCUCAUAGCAUGUGAAACGCCCGACUUCGCUGCCUCUUCAGUGUCGUUCACUAUGGUCAUCAGCAAACAUAGUUUAUUCUUCGACCCGUUCAGUCAGGCUAUAAACCUGAGCAAGGGAGAUGAGGUCCGCAUUACCAACCUCAAGCAACAGCUCUUCUUGGACGAGUCGUCAAUCGCAGACGACGAACUCCAAUCCAUUACGGCGGAUCUACCAUCAUGGCUGACGCUGGACAACGAUACCUUUGAGAUCGUUGGGAAAUCGCCUUCCAACGUAAUGUCGCAGAAUCUUACUGUGACCGCCAAAGAUCAGUCUGGAGAUACCGCUGAGCGAACCAUCAGCCUUGUCUUCAAGUCUGAGCUGUUCAGCAGUGAGAUCGGCAAUCUCAGUCUUACGGCUGGAGAGUCUUUCGAGCAUAAGAUAUCGCAAUCUGUGAUUGCAAAAGAUGUCGAGAGCGUGACAGUUGAUUUUGGGUCUCUGGCAGAAUAUCUACACUUCGAUCCCACAACACUCGUCAUCUCUGGCACAGUACCACAGGACCUUCCCUCUCAGGAUGUCGAAUGCUCAAUAACGGCGAUUUCAAGCGAUAGCGCCCAAAAGGAUACUCAAGCUUUCCAUAUCGAAGUAUACGAAGCGGGACAUGGCUCUCAGGUCACUCCAUCGAAGGCUGGAGCUGCGGACACGCAACAAAGACCUGACAGGAAUAAGGAUAGCAUUAUAGUCGGAUCAGUCAUCGGAGCCGUCUGUGGUGCAGCUAUACUUCUGAUCUUUACUCUCUGCCUGCGCCGUAGGAAGCGUAAUAUGAAAGACUACGUUGAUCCAAAGGUUCCCCGGAGUCCGAGGAAAUCUGACAUCUCCCGGCCUAUGUUCAUCCCAUACGGAUGGCCAGACCUAGAAGAAGAUGCAGAUGAAGACCUAGAGAAGGGUAAAAAUGAUCACGACUCUUUUGUGGAGCGAACACCGGAGCAGCCACCUAAGCUAGAAGUCGAUCUGGCCCGGGACCAUGGGGAUAGCCAUUCGGUGGGUGAAUCGAUUGAUGACGCUGACACAAGGAUUCUUGACAUAUUCGACGAGUCUUCGUGGGGAAUUCAAAAUGACAUUACUCCCUCGCAGCACCCCCAUGAUUCGAUGAAAAUACCCACAGAGCUAGCAAAGAGGGCGUCGCAGAGGUCAGACACGUUUCGGAAACAUAAGCGACGAACAACGACAGUAUAUCAAGAUCAUAUCCAACGUAGUUCUGGUCUGCCUGUCAAUCGUCGUAUCACGGGAAUGGGACAUGGACGCCACACUUAUUCUCCAUCUAGGAGCAACACCAUGUUCUCGCGAUCUUCGAUGCGCCGACCACUAAGCAUGAAUUCCGAAUCGACAACAAGAUGUACAAGUACUUGUUCAACGGCGCCAUCAGCAUUUCCUCAACCACCCGCAGCACGAAAGCACACGACAAUGGUGACAACACCUAGAGAAGAACGACGCAGUAUUCGCAUUGUACCUGCUUGCAUGCGUAGUAGCUUAACUGAUCGUCGCACGGACGACGAGAGACGCAACUCUUAUAUUCGAAAACGAGCGUCUGCUCAGUCACCGUUCUUCAGCGCAAGCACGCGUGCAUCCUCCUCCAAUUAUAGGUCGCCACCAGCAUUCAUCGCCGAAGCGCAAUCUUCUCCUAGGGUUGCAUUAUCUCCAACCACACGUAACACUAUUGUCAGACCGAAUGAUGAUGUGGUCGCAGGUAAAGAAAAGGAGAUACCUCAAAGUUUACGCGUGGUAAAACCUUCAGGCACUCAAGCCGGGAUUUCAAAGCAAGAGUUUCCUGGGAGUCUCCGUACGAAUAGAACCAACCGACCCUGCACAGCAAUAGCAGCAAACCGUGACCGUGUCGAGAAAACUUCUGGGUCGCGCACCAGCUUUGGCCGUCGAGCAAGCACACGGCAAAGUCUCCGUGCGUACGAUCUCAAGGCCACCUUGAACGACCUUACCGGUAUCAAGAUCUUUGAGGAUGUUGAGAUGAGUGAUAGCGUCUACUCUGACGAGGAGAUUGAUAUCGAAGAGGCCGAAAAGCGAAAGACAGUCAAGCCUGGCCAAUACACACUACCGCCAUUGAAUCUUGACAGAGUUGACACGGCGCGUAAUAACAAGCGGGAGAGCGCUGUAGGAAAGAGUAAGACUAAGCGCAACAGCAAGAGAGAACUGAAGCGCACAAAUGAACGUGAUCCAACGCCAUAUUAUUUUGCGUCCAGUCACGAGCACGGCGGCAAGGAGAACGCAUCGUCGACAUACACUCUCGGGCAUAGGAGCUCCCCCGUGCGAAUAGAAGUCAAGGGUAAAGCCAGAGCUGUGACAUCUCCUGAGCGCACCAAGGCAUCAACGGCACGCCAGUCCAAACUAGCAAAUGAAGCACGAACAAGCGUAAACCGCACCACGAACGAAGGAUCUACCAAAGAACGACAUUCUCGCAAGUCGAUACACUCGCGCUCACAAUCUCGUCAGUCUGGGGGUAUCAGCGUCAAGAAACCACGCGAUCAUUCACGCACACAAUCGUCCGCAUUCCCCCGCUUUGAUGCUACAAUCUUUGAAUCGAUAGGUGCUGAUAACCGAUCCAGCAUUGGCAACGCCAUUACGACGGCAGCAGAUGCUGUCUGUCUCCCGGCAUCCAACACCAAAGCCUCUUUGAUCAUGCGUGACUUGUCGGGGAACCUCACGUUUUACGGUGGCGACGGCGACGAGCCUACGAUAGAGGAGUUGGGGAGCAGCAGUAUUGGAUUCCGCACGUCCAAUGGCCGUAUAAACAGCGUUGCGCAGCGGUCUCGCCUCGCAUCCCUCCAUCUAUCAUCUCAUCAUGUACCCCAAGUACCCCCGAAGUCGUCCAAGCGCGAGACCGUCAUCCCUGUUUCUACGUCACAACACACCGCUAGUGUUGGACUAUUCCCGCACGGGUGUCCUGGGGAUGAGAAGGAAAGGAAACGCACACCAUUGAAUGUGGUACAAGCUGAGAAUGCAGCAACGCCAGAGCCAGAUGAGCAGCAAGUUCAUAGUAGGAAGACGUGGGGGAGCUUGAAGGGCAUUGUGGGAAGAGGGAGUAGGUGGGUUAGUGGGGGCUAUUGGGAUAAACAAGGAAAGGAAGACAAAGUUUUCAUCUAG